AUGAAGAUCUUUAUAGUACUCGUGCUAUUAGCAGCUGCAGCCGCUGCAGGAGUCACUAACAAUGACCGAGAACAGGCAGCAGCAUUAGAAAAUAAAGAGCUUCAUAUACCAGAUACAGUAGAUAAUAAUGAGUUGGAUGUACCAGAAAAAAAUGAGCUAAAUGUACCAGACCGGCCAGACAAUACUGAACUGGAUGUACCAGAGGAUGAAAUAGGAGAAGAGGACGAGGAAACUGGUCUAGCAGCUGCCCGUAACAAUCUCUCUUUGGGAACUUUUGGUGCUGACGAUAGGUUGAUGUCUAGGAUCACUCAUAACGUCGCUGCAACUACUUUAUUGAUACAUGAUCAAGAACAACUCGAGUUGCUGGUGGUCUUGGAUCAGAAUUCGUCACAAUCCGAAUUCAAUCGGGUAGAGGACGAGCAUUCUCCUACACAAUCUUAG
This is a messenger RNA of Spodoptera littoralis (African cotton leafworm), 441 nucleotides long. Lineage: Eukaryota; Metazoa; Arthropoda; Insecta; Lepidoptera; Noctuidae. The record is from the annotation of a GenBank genome assembly.